Ruditapes philippinarum (Manila clam) is the source of this 8725-nucleotide messenger RNA. RefSeq names its product protein piccolo-like. Lineage: Eukaryota; Metazoa; Mollusca; Bivalvia; Venerida; Veneridae. The coding region runs from base 22 to 5790 and encodes 1922 amino acids. The transcript has 16 exons. The record is from RefSeq and is a predicted model, not a curated record.
GAGAAAGUUUUGAAAAAUUUGAUGGAUCGUAUAAAAUCUCAACGUGAAGAAUGGAUAACAUCACAGUCAAUGAUGGACGUUGGUGAAGGUCAACAACAAUACAUUAGAAGCACUGACUCUACAGCUAUGAAUGGAGACCAUUUUUACCCACUCUUACCUGAUGAAUCUCCUAUGUCAGCCCAGAAUGAGGUUUCACCCUCCCCUGAAAAACUAGCAAGAGUGCACUCCCCUGUUCAGGCAACUAGAGCGCCAUCUGGUCAUCCAGCAGCGCCCCCUGCUGACAGGAAAACCCCCAUGCCUCCAAAUGAGUUUGCUGAAAAACUGAUGUCAACUAAUGAAAAGCAGCAAACUAAUGUACAGAUACAUUCAGCUCCGACACAAACCGUCACAUUACCGAGUGACAGACAGCAAGCAGAACUAGCUGAAAUAAUGAGACAACAAGAAAUAAUGAUGGAACAGAAAAGACAGCUAGAACUUAAACUUCAACAGUUGACAUAUGAACAACAAAAAAUGAAACUAAUGCAGCAAGCCCAGCAGGCUCAGGAGGCAGCAACGCAACAACCCCCACAACAGCAGUUCCAAGGGGCACAACUUCCUCACCAGAUUCAAAUGCCACAACCUCCCAUGGCAUCUGCCCCUGGAAUUCCUCCACCAUCUUAUAACCAGUAUACAGCUCAAACCAGCCAUCCAGGUCCUAUAGGAUUCCAAUCAUUCGGACAACCUGGACAACCAAUGCCAUACCCAGGAACUUCAGCUCCACCCACUCAGCCAUUUCAAUAUCCAAAUGCUCAAUCUCAGGUACCCACUAUGGUGGGUCAGCCACAUGUGCCAUUUCCUCAACCUUCACAGUUUCCAAGUCAGCCUGUAGAUCCAUCUCAACAGCCAGCUUCAUCCGCACAGCAACAAUUUGCAAGCAGUCUUUCUUCAAAUGCAUCUGGUAUGUCACAGCGACCUAUGAACUCAAUUCCACCUACCCAUACAACAGGCACAGCACCUCUCAUGACCUCCCAAGGUCAUGGUUACCCUGGCUUUCAAGGUCAGCAAAGUUAUUCAUCUUUUCAGCAACCAUCUGCCGUUUUGACUGCAGAUCAGCUUGCUGCCCCAGCAUGGCAACAGCCUACCAGUCAGCCUGGUUACCCUGGCAGUGUUUCCAUGGCACCAACAAGCUUACAAAGUCAGACUGUCUCUCCAGGUCAUAUUCCUCCGGCAUCUUUGACAUCCCAAGGCAUGUCUGACCAAAUGAAGAAAGUGAAAGAAUAUCAAGAGCACUUGUUAGCAAGACACGAGCAAAGCAAAAAAGUGCUUGAUGAAACAAAAGCAGAAAUAAAGAGAAGGCGAGAGAACUUGUUAGAAAGAUAUCCUAAUUUGGAUCUUUCUAGAUUGGAAGAACUCGGAGCCAAACAUUUAGAUACUCAACCAAGAAUGUCGUCUGCUGCGGGUCAAGAAAGUCAAGGUCAGUCUGUGCCAGUGACCUCAUUGUUGGCCUCACUUGCUGCCCAUCCUUACUAUGCUGCAACAUUGUCACAGCCAGGUACCAGCAGACCAACAACAACAACCAGUGACACACAGGGCACCGUCGCUACAGUAGGACAUGUCCAGGCAAAUAAUAUCCCUACUCACCCUGAUAUAAAUCUAGAAACUAACCUUAGAAAGAACAAAUUAGAAAACAUAAGAAAGUCUUUGCCCUUUGAUGCUGAUGAUUCUUUCCAAACACCUGUUCGAGUGUACGAAGCUUAUGCCCAGAACCAUCUUGACUUAACAUCGGCAACAGACAUCACUGAAACUGACGUAUCCAGUCUUACUGAAAGAGGAAGUCCUUCUUUGAAGCCGGCACCCAGGGCUCCAAUUAGACCAGAAGCAGCAGAGCUGGGUACCACUACAGAGGAAUCAGAUGUAGAUACGACUGCCUCUAGUUUUAUGGCAGAAAAAGAUGAGUUAUCAUCGUUGAGACAAAAUGAAAUAAAACACCAGCUUGAGGAAAUAAAGAGACAGAAAGAUGAAAUCAUUCGUAGACAUCAGCAAGGACAACAGAAGUUGCAGAGUAAGGAGGAGGAGCUUAAAGCCAAGCUAGCCACGCUACAGCCAGAACAAAUCACCCUACAGCUGCGUGAAUCUCUCAGACUUAAACAACUAGAAAAGCAGCAGAAUGAAAAAGAUUUAAACCAGCAAGAUGGCCGUCAACACUCGCUCAAUCUAUCCACAAUUAUUGAAAUUGAUACCCCUGCUAGCACUAGACACUCUGAAGCAGGAAUGUCAGGUUCAACCCACAGUGAGGCUUCCCAGCAGUCUAAGAAAGCACUCGACUUCUCACGUAAAGAGACAAUCCAAGAGGUUCCAGAAAAGUCCAUUUUAGAAGAGGUAGAAACACAGAUGCAAAGCCAGGCUAAAGCAAAAGCAAAAAGAGAAACUGUUGCUGAUUAUAGUGGAAAGAAUAUUGAUGACGUGCUAGAGCGAGCAAAACGAUUUGAACAAGAGGUUCUACAGAAACUGCGUAAACAAACUAAUGCUGUCCUAUUCGAUAAUGAAUUUGACGAUUCUCUAGAAUUCAGUGUGAGCAGACGACACACAUCAGCUGAUCCACUGUCUAGUGGUAGUCUAACACCUAGCUCAUUUUCUACAGGACCCUUAGACGAAACCAGUCAAAGCAGGCAGUCUAGAACAGGUGAUGGUAGUUUUCAGACUGGUUCUAAUUGGGCUACAGAAUUAUCACAAUUUAAAAUCCCACCUUCAAACCAGUCUGAUCUUGCUUUUAAAGUGAUGAAACCAGACGCAAGUAAAAGUACAGAGAAGAAGCCAUCAGGGGAAGCUACCCUGUUUACAGGGGACAAAAGUAGAUUUAAAGUCUACUCUGAUAUUAAUGGGCCAGAGGCUGAGAGUGAUACUUCCAAGUCAGAAAGUAGUUCCCUAGAAGACUCAAAGAUGGAUUCUGUUUUGGACAGUUUAGAACCUGAUUCCAUGAAUGCAGGAGCCAUGUUAAAACAUUUGAAAACUCUUCAAGAACAGUUACGCAAAGGAGAAGAAGAACGAAAUAUGCUAGCUAAAAAACUGGCAGACCAACAAAAUAAAACUCCGGACCAAAGUCGAGAAGAUUUAACCCAGUACUCUAUGAACUCUAGUGAAAAUGUAUCCCGCCCUUUUAUGCCAGAACAGGAUACGAGUGACCUUUCUCAAUAUUCAUUUACUGAUAAAUCUACUGAUGUAUCUAUGGCAGGCAAUGACCAAUCAGAGAAAGGCAAAAAGUCACAUAAUUAUCCCAUCCAAUCAGGUACAAGCUCUGUAGAAAAGGAACUGCUUGUGAGGAGAUCUCCAAUAGGGGAUUCUGCAAAAGUAGAGCCUCAUUCUGGAUUGACCAAUGGCAGAGAGCCCCAAGAUGCAACAGCUACAGAAUAUUCAUUCGCCCUCUCUGAGAGCAAACAGCAGAGGUCAACAUCAACUCCAGGAGAUGGAAGGAGAAAGUCUGCCUUGAAUGGAACACAUUUUUCAGAACUUCCCUCCGAGAUAACUGUAGGGGAUAAAACAAAUGGGAAACCAGACAAUACUAUUGAUUCAACGAGUUCAAAGUUCAAAUCCCCUGGUCAAAGAACCGAACUCUCUUCAUAUUCUAUGUCAUAUGAUAGCACCUCCGGAAGAAGUGAAGAAUUUAACACCCUGUCACCUGACCGCAAUGGAAAAACACCUACAGAUUCUGUGUCACGGCAUUCUGGCAUGACGGCCGAAGAAUCUUUGGAGAGUAUAAAGAAAGAAUUUGAAAAGCUGGAAAAACCAGAAAAUAAAGUAAAAACAUUUGCUGUGAAUAGAGAUGGGGAUUUAAUUUCGGAACAUUCUGAUUCGGAUAAAUCGUUGCGAAAUAGUGCGAGUCAAGGAGGACAGGACUUUACACAAUAUACAAUUUCUUCUCAAGGAAGUGGUCAGGAUAAAUCUGCCUCCAAAUUAGAGAGCUUCUCAGGUCUUACCAGUUACACAUUACCCGAGACCACGGGCGAGAGUCGUCUUACGGAAUACUCCAACAAAAGUUCAUUUGGCAGUGGUUCAGUCAGCUCAAACCCAAAAUCAUCAUCUUUUACUAACGUCACUUCCGAUCCAUCUUUAAACAUGACAAAUGCCACAAAUCUUAGCCAGUACACCUUGAAUGACUCUGAAGUGGCAGGUGAAAAUGUUAGUGAUAAUAAUAACUAUGUUCAACAGAGAUUCGCAAGUCUCGAUAAUUUGAUAAGUGAGUCGAAAAACAUUAUAGCUAAACAUAAACAGAUUAUCAGUAAGAAUAAGAAUUCGGAGGAAGAUGUGCCAAAAUUGUCUUCAAAAGAGAAGAGUUCAGCUGUGCCAAAUAUAACUUCAGGAUUGAAGAGUUCAGAGAAGCAAACUGUUAUGGAACCACCUAAACCAGAACCGAGGUCAAAUUUCCUGAGAAGCAGACUGAAUAAAGUAAGUGAAGAAAGUAAGACUGAUUCCACACUGUCUCACCAGCAAACCAGUCUAUCUCAAGAUGAUUCCAGUCGUACAAGAGACAAAUCAGGCAACCAGUCUUCUACUGUAGAUGAAAGUAGCCUAGACUAUUUGGCGGAGCACAGUUCCGGGAUCACAGAGGAGCAGCUACCAGAUAUGACCACUAUGACCAUGGGCUCAGAAAUCUCUAUAUCCGAGGCUUUUAAUAAAACUGAAGAGUUUUCCGAUAGCACUGACUCACUGAAAUCAUUCGAGAAGCAUGAAAUGUCCGAGUCAGAGUCGGCGUCAUUUUCGCAAAACUUUGACGAUGAUAGUCUUAGAGAUACCUCCAAAUCUGACAGUCUUCAGGAGAUUGUUGAAGCUCGUAGACAUAACUUUAUGGUUCAGACAGAGAGGAGAGCCGCUGCUGCUAAAGAGAGGGCUCUAGCUGCGCAGCGGACAGAAACAGGUCACCAGGUCUUCAGGGCUGUCCCAGUAAAUGUUGUAAGAGAGCCAACUUUAUCAAUGUCCGUAAGCUCUGCUGCAGCAGAAAGAGGUAAAUCACCUACCACAGUUCAGUCCAAGGGAGCUAACUUGUUUAGUACAGAAAAGAAAUAUUUUGAACUCAAAGAAAAAGAAGCGAGUACAAGUAGUUCCUCGAAACCGUUAAACAGAGCUUUGCAACCUCGAGGAUGGGAACCUCCAAAAACAUCGGACUGCUCAUCAAAGUCACAUGAUGGUGGAGCAAUGCCAAGGGAAACCAGUCUGUUUAGUAAAUUUGGUACACAGUCAAAGACGACAGAAGAGACGAAGUCUCCAAGAUCACCAAGAGGAAGACUGGCUGGUGAGAUCAGGCAGUUUGGUGGAUCGGCAGGUUUAUAUCAGAAACCUUCUCCACCGACACCGAAAAAGACUCCGCCAAAAGUCGCACCAAAACCAGUCCGCCCUAAACCAGAAGAAAGACAGCCAGCUAAACCAACGAGUGGGUUGUCAAAGACAUUGUCAUCUUGGAAGAAAAGUAGAGCAGUAACUGGCCCAUCUAAAUUGCCGGAACCAGUUCAGCAAAGGGAAGCUUUAAAGAACUCUAUUAGAGUGUUACCAGAAGAAGCACCGCCCGCCCUCACCGAGGAGGAGAGGAGAAAACGUGCUGAGGAUGAACUGUAUGAGAAAAAUAUCAGGGCUUACAAUCCCCGAUUGUUUAGGUUACAACACAGACUAGAUAGAGAGGACUCGUCACCUGAGACUUCCCCACAACAACAACAACAGGAGAAACAGAGAGAUGCAAAGAAGUUAUCUAAAAAAAGUAUAUCAUGGGGUAGUCUACCCUCCAUCUCUGAGGACUCAGAAAAUGUAUGGAUCUAUAAAUAGAUUGUGACCUUGAGUUGUGACCUUGACUGUUGCUAGGCAAUAUUUAGUGGAGUCAGUGGACAAUUUAAGGAAGAAUAACAAGAUCUGAACUGAUAAGCCCAGAAAAUAAAGUCAUCUUGUGAUGUCAUCUUCAUGUCAGAAUGGAACAGGAACAGAUCAAUAGAUGAUGACAGAAAAUGUGGCAUACAUUUACUUACAUAUGUGGAUUUAAUGUGACAUUCACAUUAUAUAUUAAUAACAUAGUGAUAAAUUGUAUUGUGUGACAUUUAUUACUGUGUCACAUUAAUUACAGAAUUGAAUUGUAGUGUUGUACUGAUUACAGUUGAUCUUAUAAGUUAGCAUUAGUGUUUAAAGCGAGAUUUAUAAGUAUGGCUCUCCAACAGUUAUAUGUGACACCAAGCAAAGAAUGUAACUAAAUAUGAGACAUGGUGAUGAAAUAUGACAUAUUUUAUGCAAAUGUGAAAAAAGUGAUAGUGUGACACACAUUAAAUAAAUGUGAUAGAGUGUGACUUCAUUGAAUAAAUGUGACAGAAUGUGACACACAUUGAAUUAAUGUGACAUAGUUAGAUUAAUUUGUUAUACUCGCAAGUAGGAGUGAUUAUAUACAAAAAUUGUGAUGAAAUUUUAUUUACAAUUAUAAUCACUACAAUUUGAUUUGUCAGAAAUACAAAUUCUGUUCCUGUUAAUGAAUGACAGUUUGUACGGUUUUGUAAUGGAAGUGUGACACAUUGCUGCCGUGUCACACACAAUGGUUGAUUGAGGAAGCUGUGAUAUUUAUAAUUAUAAGGUGAUUAAAUGUGAUGUCAAUUUCUGUUGAGUGACAGAAACUGUAAUAUAAGACACUCUGAUUUGAUUUAAUAUGUGGUAAAUAAACAAGAACUGUUUUGAAAUCAAUAAGAUUAAAUUAUCUUGUUAGUUUUUUGGGGUUAUGAAUGUAAACUAUUUAUUGAAUUGUGUGUUUGGCAUAGAACAAGAGAUUUUUAGUUUGUAUAUUAUGAAAUGAAUACCUUACAUUGUCAUAUUUUCUCAAGCAGCAAGGAUUUGUAGAUCUUCUGUUUUCUAUAGAAGUAAGAAAAUUGUAAGAUUUAUUUUAUUUUGAUUGAAAUGUGUACCAAAUUAUUUACUAUUACAGUGAACUGUAAUAUUCAUUUCAAUAGACAAGCUACACGUACAUGUACUUGUUUAGCUUUUGUUUCCUUCAACUAUAUUUUUUUGCAUAGUUUAUAUGGCUCUUUGGUAGUAUUUGUACUGCUUUUUGGAUAAUGGUAUAACUUUCAUUUUUUACAUUUUAUCUAUUAAACAAAAUAAAGUGAUAAUACUUAAGUGUUUGUAGGCUUUAAAAAUAAUUCCUAGAAUGUUCAAGUUAGUGGGUUAAUGAUUUUCUUCAAACUUUGCUAGGUUUAUUUUAUAUGAACUUUGUUUAUUAAGCAACUUUUUUUUUCAUUUAUUAUAUUAUCAUUUGAUUCACCCAUAAAGAUAUACAUAGAUUAUAUUGGUUAUUGCUUCAUACAAACUUAGGCUCACAAACCAUGAUGUUGAAGAACUGUAGCACAUUUCUAAUGGUUCAUACAACAUCUGUGAGGGUGAAAGGCAUAGGUUUAAGCCCAAAUACAAGUGGCAGUCACUUCACUCAUAACUAUGGCAUUAGUGUCAGGUAUAAGGUUUUCAUGCUUGCUCUUUCCUGGCAGAUCUAGGACAUUCAAGUUUGCUGAUGUAGCAAAUGCUAGGCUGAUUCAAUGCCUAUUUACAUUUGUAGACAAAUUUUUGAAAUUUUAAUGGCUAAAUUGAAUUUUAAUAGUAAAAGUGCAUCAUAAUUGUAUGAUUUUUUCAACAAUAUUUCAAUAAUUUCUCUAUGAAUUUAUGUAAUGGUGAUGAAUAUACAUAAUACAUAGUUUUCCUUGUUUCGUAUUUAUUUUAGUUUUUAUGUACAGAUGAUAGUUUAUUUAUUUAUUAUUGUGUUUCUACAUUUACCCUUGUCCGACUGAUGACAACAACAGCUUAUACAUUUGCAACCAGUGUAGACAAAGAUCAGCCUGCAGUUGUCCAUGCUGUCUAACCACAGUUUGCACUACUCACUAUACACUCAUAGUUUGAAAUUUUCCCUAAAUAUUAUAAAUGGUUUUGUCCAGAUUGUAGCAUGGGCAAGUCCAUUUAAGAUUUUUAAGUGUUGUAAGGAUUAAUUUGAGAGGAUUCUCUAAAGAAAUUUUACAAAUUCAUUUUAUUAAUGUUAUAAUAAUGUUUUGUUAUUUGUAAAAUUGUAACCAUGUCUUUUUGUGAGUACAUUCCGUCCAUUGGUAGUUCAUUUCAGGUAUAUUGUAUAUUCAUGUCACAUGGGGUUUCGUGAUGUACUGCUUGAUUUGCUAUAUAAAUGAUAUUAGAUGACUUGAUUGUAUUUGUAUAGGAAGACUUUUCAGUGACCAAUGUAUAGGAAAACUUACCAAUUUAUUAUGUACUGAUAUCGUAUAUGCUAAAACUUCUAUCUCAAAAGAAUUGUUUACAAAUAUAUAUUAUUAAUACAACUUUAGAAUGGUCCUGAUUUGAGUUUUGCAUAAUUUGAUACCCAGUCAUAUAUGCUUUCAUUUAAUUGGUCAGUUUUUAAUUAUUUCAAAAUCUAUUUAAAAACUAGCCAAUCAGGUAUGCUUUCAUAUAAUAUUUUAGACUGGUAUUACAAUGAAUAUUAAUUUUGUUACUUGGAAAUAAUAUCAUAUCUGUUGGUGAUUACAAUACUGGGUUUUAACAUAGCAAGGUUUGACAAUGUUGUAAUUGACUUCUGGAUUAUUCAGAAAUGUAAUAAAUUUAUGUACAAUGCAUUAUACAGUUUCUAAUAUUUUUGGUUGAUUGUAUUUUUUUUUCUUUGGCCAGAUGAUUAGUGUAGUCAGGUGAGAGAUAGUUGCUGUAAAUUAUUAUUUUUGUAUUAAAGAUAUAAACACAUUAA